This is a messenger RNA of Podarcis lilfordi (Lilford's wall lizard), 4625 nucleotides long. NCBI's taxonomy places the organism in Eukaryota, Metazoa, Chordata, Lepidosauria, Squamata, Lacertidae. The record is from the annotation of a GenBank genome assembly.
AUGCAUAAGCAAGACUCAGCUGGCCCUGGAGCAGGAAGAGACCAUGCUAUGGAAACUGGGAGCAGUGCAGGAUUCUGGGAAAACUCUGUGCAGAAGAUCCUGGGAGAGGAGAACACCCUUCGCUCAGAGGCGCAGAGCCGGCAGUUCCACUGGUUCUGCUACCUGCAAGUCAAAGGACCCCGUGAAGUUUGCAGCCAACUCUAUCACUUUUGCCACCAGUGGCUGAAGCCAGAAAGGCACACGAAAGCUGAGAUGCUGGACCUGGUGAUCUUGGAGCAGUUCCUGGCUGUCCUUCCAGCGGAGAUGGAGAGCUGGGUGAGGGAAUGCGGAGCAGAGACCAGUUCCCAGGCAGUGGCUCUGGCCGAAGGUUUCCUCCUGAGUCAAGCAGAGGAGAGGAAGCGGGUGAGAGAGACUUUCCUCUGGAUGCUCCCAAGGGGCUCCAAACAGGAGGGCCAUCCUUUUUCGGAAACAUCCAAGGAAUGAGAUGUGGUAUAUCUGAAGUUUUUUUCCUCUGCCACUCCUUUUCUAACCCUUCCCCACAUUCUCUAUUACAAAUUCUUGUUGCUCUUUCAGGAAAAGGAUCUGUCUGCAGAAACAGGUCCUGAUUCCUUUGAGGCAGAGAGGACUUCGAUGGACACCAGAGAGAGGCUGCUGGGUAAGGAGGAAGGAAUUUCUUCUCAGUCCAGCCACAUCCUAUUAUUCUCAAAAUAAUCUGUGGUUUCUGUCUGUGUUUUGGGUAUGACACUUGGGGCCAAGAACCCAAAGGAGAUCAGAUAUAUUUCAGCAUAACUAAAAUAUGAAAUGGGGACAAAUUUCAUACCCCUGAGAGAAGUAUCAUGCACUCCUGUCUCCCCACUUCCCUUUGUCUCUCGCAGGUGAAAGAAGGAUGCCGGCAAGACCUCCUCCUCCAUCUCUUCAUCCUGGUGGAGGGGAAGCAGCGGCUGAGGAACCGGAUCAGGUGCGGGGAAGGAGCUGGGGGGGGGGGGGAAGGAUGAGGUGUGGGGAGACAGGGCAUUUAUGGGGGCAAAUGAAUCUCUCCCCUCCUCUUUUUUCUUCUGUCAAAUCUGGAAAACUAGCGUGCUUGCAGAGACAGAAUGAUUUGAAGAAAUAAACAUACAGUUCCAUCCAUUUUCACUAAGAUUCAUGCCCAUCAUUAAAAACAGCAUGAAAGAUUCCCAAAACAUUAAAUUAUGCACCCACAGUCAAAAUGUGCAGCAAACAAAUCUGAUUAAUGCAAUGCAGGCAGAAAGAGCAACGUGCAGGAAAUAAUCUUUAUGUUGUGUAAGAAAUGGACCUUUUUUCUUUUAGGGUCCAGUUUGUUUUGAAGAUGUUGCUGUUUGUUUCACGGCUGAGGAGUGGGCGUUGCUGGAUCCUGCCCAGAGAGCUCUGCAUAAGGAAGUCAUGGAGGAGACUUGGAGGAUCAUGAACUCUCCCGGUAAGGUUUCCUGUUUGGUUAUAAUAGUUGUUUUGACAUUCAGUCAAUAUUUUUAUAUCACAAACCACCCAGAUUUUGAUGGAUCUCAACUUUGCCACCUAGAGUAUCAGGAGAUAUGUGUUAAUCUGAAUUCAUGAUAUGGUUUAUCUCUGUAUGAGAUUGACAUAACUCUAAUAUGACAUAAAAGCCCCCAUGGUGUCUGCAUCCUGAAAGGCAUUCAGGAAUAUCCUGAGUUCACACACAUCAGGCAUUAUCAACACAUGCAAAUAUAGGGUUGCUCAUUGCAGGAUUCUCGGCUCCGCAGUGGGAUCCACCCACCCCAUGGCAAGGGGGUGUAAAGGCAGGUUGGAGACAGAGAUGUCUAGGUUCAGAUCCUUGCUCACGAUCGCAAGUCUUUCGCCUUUUUGUUAAACGGAAACAGGAUGACCAAAGAUGGGCAAGGUGAGAAAGAGGCAGGAAGAUCUUGAUGGAAUUAUAGAAAUUGUAGGAAUCACUGCCCCCUCUCCUAUUGUCAGGGGCUGGACUGAGGAGGAAUGGUGGGGGCUGCCCCCCUUCUCCUGAACCUUCCCGUGGGCAAGAGGACAGUAUAGAUUUAGAACCGUGGUUUGCGGAAGGUCAUAGUUCAGAGGCUGCGGAGGGGUGAAGCGGGGAAGUAUUGGAAGAGGAACAGCAGGAAGAAGAAACGCUAGGGAGGGACAGCUGACAGACUUGUGUCUUUGGAAAGCAUUCUUGACCCCCUUCUCCCAGGACCAGGCGAGCAUUGAGGGCAGGAGAACAAGCAUUGCUUUGCAAGCAUUGAGUAUUGUAUCGGUAAUGUCUAUAUCUCUUGCACUAUGUCUUUAUUUCCCACUUUUGUAAAGAAAUCCUUCUCUUUCUUUAUUAGCUUGUUAGAUGUAUCCAGUUUCUUCCCUUCCCUUACUUUCCUCUGAUACACACUUUGCUGAAUAAAAUAGCCUCUCAAAACUAUAAAAAGUGGCGGGUUGGCUCUAUAUUGCCAGCAUAGUCCAAACUUUCCGCUUUCCCCUUCCUUUCAAAUCACACACAAUCUCUGUUGUUGUUUGUUAAUCUUAAUGUUACUCCAACUUAUUCCAUCCUCACUUGUAUAUAUUUCUUAAACCUGCAUUCUGGAGAGGGUUGCCAUAUCAAAAAAGAAAAGAGAAAAACUCAAAAUAAACAACCAUGGGAUUCUCUCCCCCAACCAUCUCUUACACAGAAUGAAAUCUUAUCUCAGUUCAAACCUUAAAUCCAUGCAGCUGAAUGUACCACAGAUUGUUGUUGCAUCUCCUCCAGCCCAUGCCUUUACUUUAAUUGCCAAUUAACAUCCAAUUUGUAGGAUGACCUCUGCUUCCAGAAACGGAGUCGGGGGGUGGGUGGGGUGGGGGGGUUGCAGCAGACAAAGUGCUCCUGCCCCAGUGCCUGUCUUCCAUGGGGAAGCGAAUGCCAGACCCCAGGGCCCGUUCCUCCCCUGCCCUGAGAGGAAUCCAGAGAAUGCUUUAACCCCACCAUCCUCUUUAUCUGCAUUUCCCGGCGAUGUCAAAGGAGUCAUCCAUUCCUGGCGCAGUCCGGAAACGGAAGCCCAAUGCAGUUAAAAAUGUUUACUGGGAUGGAUGUACCGUCUCCCAUCUUGAAUCUGUCACCUUCUUGACAUUAGACAUCACUUAUCUGGGAUGUGGCAGAAUGGGAGGUAACAUCGGGAGAUUUCCCAGCCUCUGCAGAAGGAAUCAUUGGAGUUUUGCAAGCAGAGGUUGGGUGUGUAAGUUGAGAUUCCUGCAUUUCAGGGGACAGGACUAGAUCACCCCGGGGGUUCGCUUGCAACUCUCUCCUUCUCAGAAAGGGUUUCCUGCUUCUAGAGCCUUUUUCACACAAAGCUGUUCCUCCUGCUUCUGUAUCUAAGGGAAGAAGCAGCUCAGCAUGUCAGCCAAGAGGGUUCACCAAAGAAAGCACCUCUGGGGUGCCUGACACACGCAGCUGGUCCUGGGCUCCUGCUCUGGAGAAAGAAAACUCAGGGAGGGAGGGAAGGGUGCGCUGCUUACGCUCGUCAUCUAAAUCCUUUCAGUUCUUCCUCUCUCACAAGCGCUAAUGAGCAUUGUUCAAUAAUUGGGGGCUUCAUAUCAUCCUGAUGCUCUAAUUCAUCUCUCUCUUCAUUUUAGGUGCUGAGGAAUUAGAAAUGAAGAACAAGGGAAACCAUGAGAAGAUCCACACAGUGCAGAAACCAUGUCAGUCUUUGGAAUGUGGAGAUAACUUCACUAACAGCUCCGAUUCCAUGUCUCAUCAAAAUCCCAUUUGGAAUAAACUGUAUCAGUGCUCAAACAGUGGAAGGAACUUCAGAACAAAGCAAUAUCUCACUGACCAUCAAAGAACUCAUAGUGGGGAGAAACCCUAUCAGUGCAUGGAAUGUGGAAAGAGCUUCAAUAAUAGCCGCUCCCUUGGGUCCCAUCAAGGAAUUCAUACAGGGGAGAAACCCUAUCAGUGCAUGGAAUGUGGAAAGAGCUUCAAUAAUAGCCGCUCCCUUGGGUCCCAUCAAAGAAUUCAUAUAGGGGAGAAACCCUAUCAGUGCUUGGAAUGUGGAAAGCGCUUCAGUGACAGCAUCAAACUCACUGCCCAUCAAAUAACUCAUAAAGGGGAGAAACCAUUUCAGUGCUUGGAAUGUGGAAAGAGCUUUAGUCGACGCGACUCUUUCACUUUCCAUCAAAGAACUCAUACAGGGGAGAAACCCUAUCAGUGCUUGGAAUGUGGAAAGAGCUUCAUUCACAAGGUCAGUCUCACUUCCCAUCAAAGAACUCAUACAGGGGAGAAACCCUAUCAGUGCUUGGAAUGUGGGAAGAGCUUCAGUAUGAAGACCUAUCUCACUUCCCAUCAAAGAAUUCAUAUAGGGGAGAAACCAUAUCAAUGCUUGGAAUGUGGAAAGAGCUUCAAUAUGAAGACCUAUCUCACUUCCCAUCAAAGAGUUCAUACAGGGGAGAAACCCUAUCAGUGCUUGGAAUGUGGAAAGAACUUCAAUCACCGCUCCACUCUCAGUUCUCAUGAAAGAAUUCAUACAGGGGAGAAACCCUAUCAGUGCUUAGAAUGUGGAAAGAGCUUCAGCAGGAAAGACCAUCUCACUUCCCACGAAAUAAUUCAUGCAGCGCAGAAACUAUAUCAGUCCUUAGAAUGCACAUUGGGCCUUCCUGCAAGAAGAGCGCUUCUCUGA